GAAGCGGGUCACAUUGAAUCUCUCGAAAUGGCUAGCGGGGACAAAUGUUUGAACAUCACUACGCUGGAGGCCAAAGACGUCCGCUGGCCAACCUCCCUCGGAGCUCACGGUUCGGAUGCGAUGCACACUGACCCGGAUUACUCUUGUGUUUACGUUACGAUACGAACUUUGGAGGGAACCUACGGCAAUGGACUAACGUUUACUUUAGGUCGCGGAACGGACAUCGUUCUGCUGGCGGUAAAAUCGCUGAAGAAAUUCGUCGAAAAUCGCACCACGGCCAGCAUUUACGGCAACUUUGCCAAAUUUUGGCGCGAAAUCACCAGCGAAUCGCAGCUGCGCUGGAUCGGACCGGAAAAGGGCGUCACCCAUUUGGCGGUGGCCGCCAUCGUCAACGCGCUGUGGGAUCUGUGGGGUAAAAUCCGGGGCGUUCCGGUGUGGCGACUGCUGACCGAGAUGGAACCGGAGGAGCUGGUCUCAACGAUCGACUUCCGCUACAUUACGGACGCAAUUACACCGCAGGAAGCGGUUGCCAUCUUGAGGGAGGGUAAAACGGGCCAGCGGGCGAGAAUCGAUGAGCUGGUGGCGAACGGGUAUCCAGCGUACACCACGCAGGUUGGGUGGAUCGGUUACAGUGACGACCAGAUUCGGUCCCUGUGCCGGAAGUAUCUCGAGGCGGGUUUCACCGCGUUCAAGAUCAAAGUUGGGCAGGAUUUGGAGAACGACCGGAAGCGGUGCCGGCUGGUGAGGGAGGAAAUUGGGUGGGAGAACAAAUUGAUGGUUGAUGCCAACCAAGUUUGGGACGUGAACACCGCCAUCGACUGGAUGAAAAACUUGAAAGAUUUCAAACUGCUGUGGAUUGAAGAGCCGACGUCGCCGGACGAUGUCCUUGGCCACAAGGCGAUUGCUGACGCUUUAAGACCUCUAGGAAUCGGCGUCGCUACCGGAGAGAUGUGCUGCAACAGAGUCAUGUUCAAACAAUUCCUUCAAGCUCAAGCCUUGGAGUUUUGCCAAAUCGAUUCGGCAAGAAUCGGUGGCGUUAACGAAAUCUUGUCCGUCUAUCUGAUGGCGAAGAAGUUCAACACAAAAGUCUGUCCGCACGCCGGUGGAGUCGGAUUGUGCGAAAUGGUGCAGCAUCUGCAGCUGUGGGACUUUACGUCCGUUUCCGGUACGAUGGACGGGCGAAUGGUGGAGUUUGUGGAUCAACAGCACGAACAGUUCCUGCAUCCGGCUACGAUAAAUGCGAAGGCGUGUUAUGUGGCUCCGGUGGCGCCUGGGUACUCUACGGAGCUGAAACCGGAAGCGGUGGAGCAGUACGAGUACCCUCGUGGAACGGAGUGGCAGCGGAUGUUUGAUGAGGGGGUUUUUGCGAGGGAAGUUUGAAGAAUUCUGGAUUUUUGAAGAGAUUAAAUUUUCUGCUUUUUUAGUAAUA
This is a messenger RNA of Culex pipiens pallens (northern house mosquito), 1429 nucleotides long. RefSeq names its product mitochondrial enolase superfamily member 1-like. The transcript is spliced from 6 exons. Bases 28 to 1380 code for a protein of 450 amino acids. The record is from RefSeq and is a predicted model, not a curated record. Gene Ontology annotation, molecular function: magnesium ion binding; L-fuconate dehydratase activity. NCBI's taxonomy places the organism in Eukaryota, Metazoa, Arthropoda, Insecta, Diptera, Culicidae. Gene Ontology annotation, biological process: carbohydrate catabolic process; amino acid catabolic process.